GCUCUCUGAUGGCUGGAGCUGCAGGUGAUGAGGGAUGAGCUGUUGCUUUCGCGCCGCUUCUCUUCACCUGUGCGCGCGUUUACGGCAAACCUCGCACGCGGCGCUUUCGGUUCGAUCCUUCACCUCAAUGAGUCUCUAUGUGAACAGUUUGAGCAAAGUGACAUUACUUUCCGCGCGUCAUGUCUCACUCUGAGCGAUGGGCAAGUUCGACGACCACGAGAGGAUAAUCCUCAAUGUCGGGGGCACGAGGCACGAAACGUAUCGGACCACGCUGAAGACCCUGCCCGGCACGCGCCUGGCCCUGCUCGCCUCCGAGUCGGACCUCGAGUCCGUCCUGGACCAGCUGCAACAAGUCCCGGGCUUCAUCGAGUACAGCGCGCGCAACAACGAGUACUUCUUCGACCGACACCCGGGCGUUUUCGCCUACGUGCUCAACUAUUACCGGACCGGUAAGCUGCACUGCCCGGCGGACGUGUGCGGUCCGCUGUUCGAGGAGGAGCUCUCCUUCUGGGGCAUCGAUGAGACGGACGUGGAGCCGUGCUGCUGGAUGACCUACCGACAGCACCGCGAUGCCGAGGAGGCGCUGGACGUGUUCGAGAUGAACGUGGACAACGACGACGACGACGAGAUCGGGAAGAGACUGGGCAUCGAGGACGCGCUCUGCGCCGACGGUACCGUCAGCCGCUGGAGAAGGUGGCAGCCGGUGAUCUGGAACCUGUUCGAGGACCCCUACUCAUCCAGAGCAGCGCGGUUUAUAGCAUUCGCUUCUUUGUUCUUCAUCCUGGUUUCCAUCACAACCUUCUGUUUGGAGACCCACGAGGCCUUCAACACCAUCGUCAACCAUACAGACAGCCUUCGAAACGACAGUUUCACAGAUCUCAGCCAGCACUAUGAGAUCGAAACGGACCCGGCCCUCACCUACGUCGAGGGAGUUUGCGUUCUCUGGUUCACCUUUGAGUUUCUGGUGCGCGUAACGUUCAGUCCGGAUAAGCUGGAGUUUGUCAAGAGCGUACUGAACAUCAUAGACUUUGUGGCCAUUCUGCCGUUUUAUCUAGAGGUCGGACUGAGCGGACUCUCCUCCAAAGCGGCAAAAGAUGUUUUGGGGUUCUUGCGCGUUGUACGAUUCGUACGGAUUUUGCGAAUCUUUAAGCUGACGCGUCAUUUCGUGGGCCUGCGCGUCCUUGGACACACCCUUCGUGCCAGCAUCAACGAGUUUCUCCUGCUCAUCAUCUUCCUGGCGUUAGGAGUCCUCAUUUUUGCCACCAUGAUCUAUUACGCCGAGCGGAUCGGGGCCAGCCCCAAUGACCCGACGGCCAGCCACCACACCAUGUUUAAGAACAUCCCCAUUGGCUUUUGGUGGGCUGUGGUCACAAUGACCACCCUGGGAUACGGAGACAUGUACCCGCAGACGUGGUCUGGCAUGGUGGUCGGCGCUCUCUGCGCUCUUGCGGGCGUGCUGACGAUAGCCAUGCCGGUGCCCGUCAUUGUGAAUAACUUUGGCAUGUAUUACUCCUUAGCCAUGGCCAAACAGAAGCUUCCCAAAAAAAGAAAGAAACACAUCCCGCAGGUUGUGCAGACCGGCUCACCCUCUUACUGCAAAACUGAUCUUAGUACAGCCUGUAACAGCACGCAGGGAGAUCUCUGUCUGGGUCAAAGCGGAGGACUGGAGCGCCAUCGCUCAGUGUUGUCUGCAGACUGCAGUGCAGGAAGUGACAUCACCACGUCUCCAGAAGAGAGGAUACCCAUGCGGCACUCCAGCGUACGCGAGCAGGACCGUCAUACUGAAGGAACGUGUUUUCUGUUAGCUGCCAGCGAUUAUACUUGCACAGCAGACGUAGCCAUUCGUAAAACAGCUACUGUAUCACCUCUGGCUGAUGUAAAGUUUAUAUCGGCCAGAGACGGGGAAGGCGGGGCCAGCAGAGACUCAGAUGGAUUUGAUGAAUUGGAUUGGACAGUCUGGAAUAGAAUAAGCCUGUGAUUGGACAGCUCUGAAAGCGGACACUAUGAACAGAGGAUAUCCCAUCUGAACGGACGGCUCACGCUUUUGGAUUUUCCCGUUUAAUUCGAUGCAGAAAGAAACGAAACCUGUCGGCUAAAAAAAUUCUCACAUGGAUAGUGAGGCGCUUUCCGCUUGAAACAUAUUUGAAGUCAGCUGUCCAUUUAAAUGUUGCAUCUGUAUAAAAUCACAUGUACCACCUGUGGCUUCACCUCUGUGUCAGGUAGCAAAUCAUACACACUUGAACCCCUUCCAUAGCCUCUUUCAUUGCAAUAAGUGUAUUAAGGUGUGUAGAGGCACAAGUGUUUUAAAAUGAAGUAUUAGUGUAUGAAGUAUACUAAAGAGUAGAGAGAAAGUAAACAUGCUAAGUUUAAUAAAUGUCACUUUCAGUCAUAUAUGCUUUAAUUUCCUUUAGUACCUCUGGAGGAUUUGUUGUGGUCUCUCUGUGCCUGUGUGUGUCUGUGUUAAAGAUGUUGAUUAGAAAUGGUUCACUUUAAGACCCCAUGAAAUGUUUUAGCAAGCACACCUUCCUAUUGAAACAGGACAUUGAGACGGGGCAUUUUUGGGGGGCUGGGGAAUAGGGUCUUGUUCUAGAGGAAAUAUUAUUGGUUUAAAGUUGUAUAUCAGAUAUACAGUAUUGUGGACAGGGUGAUGUCAUCAAUAUUGAUGAAUUGAUUUUCUGGAUGAGAUUAAUUGUACGUUUUAAAGGUGAAGUGUGAUAUCUCCUGAACGCUCCCUGUCUUCCAUUGGUUGGACAAACUGAUUGGUCCCUGAGUCCAUUAUGUUGCAUUGGGUUAACCGGGAUCCUUAAAAAAACAGUGUUAUUUAUGUUUCAGAUGGCUCAGUUAGUUGUCUUUACAUUUUAAGCUGGGAAAAGAAAAAAACACACGCUUCAUCUUUAAAUGUACAAAAGCACAAGCGUAUAGACAACCUCGAAGCUUCAAAUAAAAAGCCACAAAACUUCCAUUUCAUUUUCAUGGGGUCUUUAAAAGUGCCUUGAUUUAUCUCUUUCUCACCCCUUGUUUCCUGGAGAAAAAACCCAGUGCAACAAUCAGAUGUGAUGUGCAAUAAUACUGAUUUGAAUCAAAGUCGCACCGAUUCACACUGUGAUUUGAAUCUGAGUCUGUGACGGACGGACCAGCAGAGCUUCUUCAAAAACACAUGCUGCAGCUCUCACUUUACUUCAAUGAAAACCUUUUCUUCUCCAGCCAUGUAGAGAUUACAGCUGUCACAUCCAAGUCUGAGUAAUGGAUAACUGAGAGUCAACACCAAUCCUGUCAAGAACAUGUUCAGUAAUAAAUUAAAUGUGUUUUUAGUUUUUGCCUAAAGAAAAUUACAGUAAAUGCUGUAAAAAAUGCUGGUUUAUUUUCAACCCAGCAUUGGGAUAAAAAUGAUGAACCCAACCCAUUGGGUUGUAGUUUAACCUACUGUAUGCUGGGUUGUUUCAACCUAAAAUGCUGGGUUGUUUUAACACAUUUUUUGGAAAAAUAUGAACCUUUUCUAGGUUAAUUUAACCCAAUGAAUACACUGUAAAAAACACGGGUUCCAGACGAAUUCCGUCAAAUUACGGAAAAAUAAAAUUUUUCAAAAUUACGUGCAAUAGACUGUAAAAAUACAGAGUUGAUUUUACAGUCAAAAUUAAUUAAAGUACAGAAUAUUACCAUUGAUAAACAUCUCUUAAACCCUAAAAAACAAAUAACAUCUUUGAAUGGUAAAUCCCUGUAAAUUUAUGGCUUUUAUCAGUUAGUUUGUGAAGCUGUUCUGUAGUUUUUACAGAAAUGUACUUUAAAAUUAAUGCUUUUAUAUAUAAUUUUAUAAUAAUUUUUACAGGUUUGAGUACAGUUCCCUCAUUUUAAAAGAGUUUGUCAUUUGUUGCCGUCUUUUUACACAAAAUAAUUGUAAAAAGAAAAACAGUUAAAUACUACAAAUUCUCUGUUAAAAAAAAACGUAAAAUUUAUGUAAUCUUACAUUACGAUUUUUAUCUGUAAUUUUAAUGGUAAAACAUUUAAUUACAGUAAUGUUUUAUAGCUGUAAAACAAUAAACUGUAAAAAAAUACAGACAAUUGCCUGUAAAAUUAUAUUUUUUAACAGUGUAGGUUUGUUCCUUUUUGACAUAAAAUUGGCUUGAAAACAACCCAGCAUUUUUUUAGAGUAUAAUAAAGUGAGUUUUAACAACCAAAACCUCAAUUACCAACUUGAUAAAUACUUUACAAAUAUAUCAUAUUAUAAUAGAUCAUUUUUAUUGUUUGUGUUUUGUUUUGUAACUGUUUUGUGUUACAAAACACAAAAGUUUGAAAUGUUAUCUGAACAUGUUCUUGACAAAUUUUGUCAGAUUUGUGUGCUUGUGUGUGCGUGCGUGUGUGUGCGCGUGCGUGUGUGUGUUCUCACCACCCACAAAACUUAAGAGUUUAGUAUUAUUCAUGUUAAUAUUAUCUGCUGCUUAGGAAAGUCAGGGCACAGUUUCAAAUAUUAAUGACAACAUGUAAAGUUAUAUAUUUUUGAACCUAGAUCUUGUAUAUUUGUGUCUUUUAAAGAGUCCAGCUGUGUAUUUGUAUGUCUGUGAACUUGAAGUGUUUAAUGUUCCAGUAAUUGGAGUUUUUUGAACAUGUAUUGUAGAGUCAUUUGUAGUGCAUGCAGAGACUCGUGGUCAAAUGUAAAGACAACGUCUGAAAAACAUGUACAGUUCAAUGCAAUGUGAGACAGUCAGAUAAACAUAUUAACCUUGUUUUAAAAAAAAGCUUUCUUUCCUUUUUGUUAAAAACACACAACGUCUACCAGAGGAACAAUUCACUG
Messenger RNA from Paramisgurnus dabryanus, 4789 nucleotides. It is a transcript of the gene kcnc2, whose product is annotated as potassium voltage-gated channel, Shaw-related subfamily, member 2. The record is from RefSeq and is a predicted model, not a curated record. NCBI's taxonomy places the organism in Eukaryota, Metazoa, Chordata, Actinopteri, Cypriniformes, Cobitidae. Gene Ontology annotation, biological process: protein homooligomerization; action potential; potassium ion transmembrane transport. Gene Ontology annotation, cellular component: postsynaptic membrane; presynaptic membrane; axon terminus. Gene Ontology annotation, molecular function: delayed rectifier potassium channel activity; protein binding.